CUGAAGAAAGACGGCCAUGUUUUUUUGGCAUCUUGAGGGAGCUGGUUAAUAAACAUGCAGUGUCAGUAAUUCAUUCAGUAUUUUAUUUAUCUACUGCCUCUUAUCACAUGGUGGCAGCGGUAAAAGUAAUAAAUGGAGAAAAAACAUAAAUCAGACAUGAAGGAGGCAGAGCAGGGUGGAAGAGGCCACCAAGCCAAGGUGACGCCACCCGGAAUUUUCAGUUUUGUGCCGGAAGAAUGGCCGAAGUAUAAAACCAGAUUUAUGAGGUACAUGAGUUUAACAGGUCAAAACAACAACGUCGACGAAGAAAAGAUAAAUUGCCUCAUUUAUUGCAUGGGAGAAAGGGCAGAAGACGUAAUAUUGCAGUUUGGGGAGGACGCCAUGUGCUACCUUAAGCUAUUGAAAAAAUUUGAUGAUUUUUUCGCUCCCAAACGAAAUGUAAUCUAUGAAAGAUUCAAAUUCAACGCCAGGGUGCAACUACAAGGCGAAAGGGUUGACGAAUUUGUCACUGAAAUACACCGACUUGCCGAGCACUGUGAAUACGGCGUUCUGAAGACUGAUCUUAUCAGAGAUAGAAUUGUCGUUGGUAUUGCAGAUAAAAGUCUAAGCGACAGGAUGCUACUCAAACCAGAUCUUACAUUAGAAGAAGCCAUACAAAUGGGAAGACAAUCUGAAAUACAGCAGGAAGAAACUAAGAAAAUGAGGGGUGAAGUGACAGAACUCAUGAAAAUUGAAAAAAGAAAAAAGACAGGAAACUGCUGGUUUUGUGGGAAGGAGCGACAUCCAAGAGAAAAAUGUCCCGCGGAAAAAGCAACUUGCCACAAUUGUAAACGUGUGGGACACUUUGCUAAAUUGUGUCGGUCUAAAGCAGUUAAAAUUAUAAAAGAGGAUUCAAACGAGUAUGAGGAGCAGAUAUAAGUGCUAUACCAGAAAAUGUUGCAGUGAAGGCCAAACUACCGUUGGUGAAAUCAGGUGAUAGUGUAAAAGGGCCAGAU
Ostrinia nubilalis (European corn borer) is the source of this 995-nucleotide messenger RNA. RefSeq lists its product as uncharacterized. The record is from RefSeq and is a predicted model, not a curated record. Bases 133 to 918 code for a protein of 261 amino acids. Gene Ontology annotation, molecular function: zinc ion binding; nucleic acid binding. The transcript is spliced from 2 exons. Lineage: Eukaryota; Metazoa; Arthropoda; Insecta; Lepidoptera; Crambidae.